Toxotes jaculatrix (banded archerfish) is the source of this 1173-nucleotide messenger RNA. RefSeq names its product membrane magnesium transporter 1 (gene mmgt1). Gene Ontology annotation, cellular component: Golgi apparatus; plasma membrane; early endosome. The coding region runs from base 50 to 442 and encodes 130 amino acids. The transcript is spliced from 4 exons. NCBI's taxonomy places the organism in Eukaryota, Metazoa, Chordata, Actinopteri, Toxotidae. The record is from RefSeq and is a predicted model, not a curated record.
GACAUUGUUUUACGACACUGAGCACGGUUCCUCAUCGCACUGGUUCAAGAUGGCCUCGUCUUUUUGGAAAGGUGUUGUCGGCGUCGGUCUUUUUGCCUUAGCUCACGCAGCUUUCUCAGCGGCACAGCAUCGAUCAUACAUGCGACUCACAGAGAAGGAAAAUGAGACACUACCCAUUGAUAUUGUAUUACAGACCCUAUUAUCCUUUGUGAUGACCUGUUAUGGGAUUGUCCAUAUUGCUGGAGAGUUCAAAGACAUGGAUGCCUCCUCAGAGCUGAAAAACAAAACAUUUGAUACACUGAGGAACCACCCAUCCUUUUACCUUUUCAAUCACCGAGGUCGGGUGCUAUUCCGUUCGCCGGAGGAGGAGCCCUCCUCUGCACGCAACCAGCAAGCUCUUCCCAACCCCAUACGGCUACGCAAGCUGGAGUAUUUGCACUGAGACUGGCCUUUUCCUGCCUGUAACAUCAUUCACGUCAGAUAAAAUUUGUUUUUUGAGACAGGGGGGCGAAGUGAGAAUUCAUCUUCCUCUACUUUAAUUUGUAUUUGUAUAUAAACUAAUAUGCUGUCCAAACUUGCAUCCCUGUCCGUAGAAGUGGUCACUACCAUGUUCAACACUGACUGUGCCAACCCUUCAGUUUUUGAAGCAGAUUUGUUUGUACACUAUGUAAAUGCUUUGGAGUCUUAAGAUACAGAGACAUCUCUUCCCUUUUGUCCCUUCUGAACUGAACUGGGAUAUUGCUGUCUGUUGUAUAUCCUUUGUGUGAGGGGCAUAAAAAAACUCAUGUUUAAUUACUGUGUCAUUUCAGCCACACAUCAGUCUUGAGCAGCUCUCUGGGCAGAAUUUUUUUUUGUUAACCGAAAUACAUUUUGUUGUAUGAACCGAGGGCCUUUUAUUUCCUGGAUGAUUUCCUAGAAGCAUAAAGGUUCAUCUGUACAUCCUGUAUGCAAUAAAGACGCGUGGUGCAUGCCACAGGAAAUCAGCUUAAGGUGAUCAACGGAAAACAGGAAGAAAGCAAACAUUAGACAGCUGUUCUAAUGAUACUGUGACCACUACAGUAAAGUAGAAAGUAAUGGUACAUUUGUUGGGGUGAAGUUAUUAUUUUUCUUUCAUUUUACAUUUUAAGAUUCAGCAACAUUGUUUUUAAUUUAAUAAAAGGCAUACUGAUUUUA